This is a messenger RNA of Arachis ipaensis, 4414 nucleotides long. Its product is annotated as COP1-interacting protein 7. The record is from RefSeq and is a predicted model, not a curated record. NCBI's taxonomy places the organism in Eukaryota, Viridiplantae, Streptophyta, Magnoliopsida, Fabales, Fabaceae.
AAGAGUCACUGAUAUCAAAACCCAUUUUGGGACUGCAUAAUCUUUUUGUGGGGUUUAAUUUUUUCAUUAUUAUUAUUUUUUUCGAGACCCUUUGGGAAUGUCUAUUAUUUGAUCUUAGCUUUAGUUUUUUGAAAACUUGUGUGAUCCCUGAGAAAACCAAGUAGCUCUUUUUUCUUUUUCUUUUUGUUUUCUUCUUUUUUGUCACAAUGACAAUGAACUCUUCAACAAAGUUGGAUUCAGCUGUGUUUCAGCUCACACCAACUAGAACCAGGUUUGACUUGGUUAUAAUCACGAAUGGAAAGAAGGAGAAAGUUGCGUCGGGUUUGCUCAAUCCAUUUCUAUCCCACUUGAAGGUUGCUCAGGAUCAAAUUAGCAAGGGUGGUUAUUCCAUUGUUCUUGUGCCCGACUGCGGCAGUGAUGCCGCCUGGUUUACCAAGGGAACUGUUGAAAGGUUCGUUCGCUUUGUGAACACUCCUGAGAUAUUGGAACGUGUGUAUAAUUUAGAGUCUGAAGUCUUACAAAUUGAAGAGGCAAUAGCAAUUCAAGGAAAUAAUUGUAUAGGGAUUAGCACGUUGGAAGAAGAACAAAUGAAAAAAGUGGAAAGUGCUGAAGGCAAUGACAUUAAUGCAGAGAAAUCAAUUAUAAUUUAUGAGUCCGUUACAGAGGGAACUGAAGCAAAUGGAAGGACAAAAGCAGAGUCAAAAGGUCAGAUUUUGAAAGUCCUGGUGACACGUAAGUCAAUGCUGCAGAAAGAGCAAGGAAUGGCAUUUGCACGUGCUUUUGCUGCUGGUUUUGACAUUGACUGCCUGCCAGCUUUAAUGUCAUUUGCUGAAUGCUUUGAAGCGUCACGCUUGAUGGAUGCAUGUAGAAGAUUUAAGGGUUUAUGGAAAAGAAAACAUGAAAGUGGUCAAUGGCUUGAAAUUGAAGCUGGUGAAGUUACACCUAAUCGUACAGACUUCUUUGCUACAAAUGCAUCAAGCAUUAUACUUUCCAAUACUGCCACUAAAUCCCAUACUGAAUUGGAGUCAGGAAGUAAUGGGAAAACAAAUUCUGUUAAUUUUUCAGCUGAUCAACGAGCAACAGAAGGUCUCCAAGAUAAUGUUCAUGUCCAGUUUCCACAUAAUGGUUUUCCCCCUUGGCCCGUUCAUUCUCUCCCAGGUUCCUUACAAGCUUUUCAGCCGUAUCCAGUGCAAGGCAUCCCCUACUAUCAGACCUAUCCAGCAAACAACUCAUUUAUGCAGCCAGAGGCUAAGAGAUUAAAUGCUGAUCAAAAUAUGGGACACAGAAAGCAUUCUAUGGAUAAUGGAAACUAUAAUAAUGAAUCAGAUGCUUUGAAUGCAGAAUUUUCAAUGUUUCAGGAUGAAAUGAAUAUGGAAAGGGAAAGUUCUCGGACUGGAGAUCAACGAAAGAAAGCUAGCCGAUCGAGUAGACAGAAGUCUGGUAUGGUGAUCAUCCGGAACAUCAAUUACGUAACAAACGCAGAACGGGCUUCAGCUUCUGCUUCUGAAGCUGAUGAAGAGACUGAGGAAUCUGCAAAGGCUACAAAAGGAAGAGGAAUUAGUAAUGAGGAAUCUUUGAAGAAAUUGAGUUCGUAUGAUAGGGAAGAUGCUGCAGACUGUGGUGAUAAGGAAGCAGGAGGACAUUGGCAAGCAUUCCAAAAUUUGUUAUUGAGAGAUGUGGAUGAAGAUAGACAUGCCGUUGACCAAGGCAUGUUUGAAAAGGUAGAUCAUAUCAGGAGAAAGAAACAGAUUGGUGUCAACGAUCCCUUAGAUUUUGGUGACAGGGAUAUGUGUGAAAUUCAAGGAGGUAAUGGUGUAGAUAUGCACACCAUUAGCAGGGGAUCAAUGCGCAUGGCUACGUCAACUGAUGGUGAUUUGUUGUUAUCCAGAAGGGCAAGUCAAACUGGUAGUGGCAGGUCUGUGGUUGAUGUAAAUUCUCAAGAAACUUCUGGAAGGAAGAAUGGUUAUAGGAGGGCUGCGAAUGAGGAUUUCAUUGUUAAUAAACAAGAAAGUGUGUCUGGUAAUGCAAAGUCUUUUUCAGAUAUGAUAUCUGUCAACGGACACAGUUUUUCAAACAAUAAGUUGGAAAGGAGGUUGUUCCAUGAUGAUAGUGAUGACUCCUAUAUAGUGAACUCUAGGUCGGUUGGAGUUAGUGGUGAGAGAAAUGCUAUGGACAUGGACUCGGAGUUCCCAAAGGUGCAUAAGAAGAAAAAAAACCUUUCCUGUGAGCCAGAUGAAUUGAGCUUGAUGCCUGAACGGGGAACAGAAAAGGGUUUGAUGGGUUAUGGCCCUCUAUUAGAAUAUGAAAUGCGGGCCCAACCAAAAGGGCGUGCUUCACAAGAUAAGAACAAAGUGGCACUGGCUCAAACCAAACCAGGAUCUAAGAUGUUGAAUAAGGAGAAGAAAUCAAGUGUUGGCCCAAUUAGGAGAGGAAAAACGAAUAAACCGAGUCCAUUGGAUGAUGCACGAGCACGAGCUGAAAGACUUAGAAGCUACAAAGCUGAUCUCCAGAAAACGAAGAAAGAGAGGGAAGAGGAAGACAGAAAACGCAUAGAAGCUUUAAAGAUGGAGAGGCAAAAGAGAAUUGCUGCUAGGAGUAGCACCGUCACUGCUAAAUCACCAGUGCCAUCAAAAGUAACAACCACAAAGCUUCCGACAAAGCUUUCACCAAGCUCAAAAUUUAGUGAUUCUGAGCCAAGAUCAUCCUCUCCCUUUCAAAGAUUCAGAAUUGCUUCCAUUGGAUGCAAUAUUUCCCCCGAGGUCUCAAAAACCAGCAAAUUAAAUGGUGGAAGUUACUCAGCUACAAACAAAUUAAGCCGGUCAGCUCCUUCUCUGCCUGAUUCUAAGAAGGAAAAGGGGAUUGAUGGUAGAAUUCAUACCAAGUCAACAGUGGUGCAAAGUAGAAGAUUGUCCGAACCUAAAAUGAGUACUAUUCAUCAGACUUCUUUGGCACCCAUAAGAAGAUUGUCGGAACCCAAAAUCAGCACCAUUCCUCAAUCUUCAUCGGCACAAAUUAGAAGAUUGUCAGAACCUAAAAUGGGUACCAUUCGUCAGAAUUCUUUGCAACGAAGUAGAAGAUUGUCAGAACCUAAAAUGAGUACUAUUCGUCCGAGUCCCUCAGUUGAAACACAUAACAGUGGCACUAGGACAACAGCAAAGACCAAGGCAGUAAAUGUGACCGAAAGCAGAAAGAUUUCUGCUAUUGUGAACCAUGAUAAAAGCAAGACUGCAGCCCUCCCGGAACUUAAAAUCAGAACUUCUAAUGCAAGUGAUAGUGUCCAAAACAGAUCAUCAAGUACAGAGAAGACACAGAAGCUGAAUGGUAUUAAGUCUUCUAUGAAUACAGCAGGAACCAUGAUGAGGAAAAAUGAAAUUCACAAUUCACCCAAUGAUGAUGGAGAUGACAAUCCCAUAAUUGAGAAGACUGUUGUGAUGCUUGAGUAUGAAAAACCACGUGCCCCUGAUUUUAGUAACAAGAAGUCUGAAAAUAAACCUGUGCCAUCAAGGAGACAAUAUGACAAUGAUAGAGUAAUGGAUAAAGCUGAGACGGUGUCAAGUUAUGCUCUUGUUACACCAAUUUUACCAUUGAGCACUGAUAUAGUAGAUAUAGAAAGCUCAGAGAACGGAUCACUCUUGCAACCUACAGAGGAUAAAAGAGAUAACACAGAGAGCAAACCUUCAAAAUCAUCUAGCAUUUGUAUUGCUGAGGAACCUUAUCAUGCCCCAUCUGCCCGAGUUUCUUGUUCAGAAGACAGUUGUCCACGGGAUUCUGAGCAGGGUAAAGCACUUCCAACACGCUUGGAGACUGCAUCAACAUCAAUUGGUAUGGAAACGUUUAGAGCACGUGUGUCUGAUUCCAGAAACUCAAUGCUUGAGAAGAUUCCCGAAGUGAUUGAGAAGCCAGUAAAGGAAUCACCGAAAGGUUUGAGAGGGCUGUUAAAGUUUAGAAGAAAAAAUCAUAGCUUGCCUUCUGGACGCAACAUGGAAGCAGAUACUGGCAGUGUUGAUAGUUCUGAGGCAAACAAUGCCAGAACUAAUAGUUCCCCAAACCAAGUUACUUUGAUGUCGCGCGACGAAGCACCAUCGACCAGCGUAACGCCUCAGAAGUCUUCGCGAUCAUUCUCGUUGUUAUCAGCAUUCCGAAGUAAGAGCGGCGAGAAAAAGAUAAUGAUGGCUUAAUAGAAGUUGGUGCUGAUAUUACUCAAUGUGGCCAUUACACGAUUCGUUCCAUUUGUCGUUUUCUUCUUUCAACUUUUCGGUCUCAAGGUUCUGCAGGUUAUUGCUGUAGCAGAAAAUAUCAUCUAUAACAUGUUGCUGCAAAAUUAAUCUUUGUAGAUUCAUGCUUCCUUGUUCAUAUGUCAGUCAAAUUUGUAUAUCCUAAACCUACUCUAUCAAUAAACCAUGACAUUAGUCUA